This is a messenger RNA of Neolamprologus brichardi, 1177 nucleotides long. RefSeq names its product store-operated calcium entry-associated regulatory factor (gene saraf). The record is from RefSeq and is a predicted model, not a curated record. NCBI's taxonomy places the organism in Eukaryota, Metazoa, Chordata, Actinopteri, Cichliformes, Cichlidae. Gene Ontology annotation, biological process: regulation of store-operated calcium entry. Gene Ontology annotation, cellular component: endoplasmic reticulum membrane.
GGUCCCAGAAAGCGAAAAACAGGUGACGCAACACGGAAGUAUCGGCAGCAGAGUCUUCGGGCUGUGGUGUGUUUAUCGAGGCUGUGUGUGUGAAGGCUCUUGGAGAAACAACGACGCGACAUGAAGGUGUUUUUUUCCGGUGUACUGCUGCUCCUGUGUGCGAGGCACACCGACAGCUGGGAUGACGGCAGUGUACUGCUGCGGGACAUCCAGGCACUGACUCUGUACAGGAACCAGUACACCACAGCCAGGCGCUCCAGCCCGAUCCCUCAGCUCAAGUGUGUUGGAGGGUCAGCGGGCUGCCACGCCUUCGUCCCAGAGGUGGUUCAGUGUGUGAAUAAAGGCUGGAAUGGAGUCGAUGUGCAGUGGGAGUGUAGGACUGACAUGGACAACACAUAUCGAUUUGGUCACAUUGAGGUGAGCUGUGAGGGCUACAAUCACCCUGCUGAUGCCUACAUACUGAAAGGGUCUUGUGGGCUGGAGUACACACUGGAACUGACUGAUGAGGGCCAGCGGAGGGCUCACAGUAGUAGGGGUUCCCGCGGUGGGUUUAAAGAUCUCUGGGGAUUUGCCUCCAGUUUCUUUACUGGUUCAUCAGAAUAUGGGCAGCAGCCUGACCGUCAGAGCUCUUACCCUGCAGGCACUCAGGACUCAGGAGGACUGCUGGUUGUUGCUGUGCUUCUGCUCUUAGCCUAUGGCAUCUAUAAACUGUUCCUAAGUGGGAACACCACUGGGGGGCAAGAUGGUGGACCAGCUACACAUUCUGGACACAAUUACCAUGGCUCCAUGGGUGGACCACCCCCACCAGGAUUCAAACCAGACUACACAGACUACCCUGGAGCCAACCCCAGUUAUGGUUUCCACAGUGAUUACACUCACAGACACCAGUACCCAGGAGGCCGGGCAGCUCCCGGCACAGGAGGUGGUUUCUGGACUGGAAUGGGAACAGGCGGGGUGCUUGGAUAUCUUUUUGGUGGUCAGAGGGGCCAGCCGUACAAUUCUAACUACUCCACUCACACUAACAGACCUGCCAGAGAAUCUCCCUCUUCCGGGACACGCGUUACUUCAGGUUUUGGAGGAACCAAAAGAAGAUAGAAGCCCCCUCACACACACAUUUUCUGCAGUGGACAGAAUAUGACUAAGUGCAUUGAUCUGUUUGCUGCUUGCAGGCUGUAAU